AUGGGAGAAAAGAAGGAUAGGAUUAGUUGGAAGGUUGAAGGUGUAGAGAAAGCAUUUCUAGAAGCUUGUUUACGUGAAGUUACAAUCAAUGGACGAGAGGGGAGUAGUUUGAAAGCACUGUCUUGGAGGAAUGUAGCUGAAACAUUAAAAAUUGAACAUAACUUUAUUGUCGACCAAAAACAAAUGAAGAACCGCUAUGAAUACCUAAAGUCAAAUUUUGGUGCUUUUUUGAAGUUAAAAAACAAAACCGGCAAUGUGUACAAUGCAACAACCAAUACCUUCAAUCUUUCCAAAGAAGAAUGGGAACUAGAAUCGAAGUCAAGCAAACAUGUGGAUUCUUUGAGACGCACACCACUAUCGUACCCCGACCUUUGCACACAGUUGUUUGAAGGCGCGACUGCGACAGACAUUCAUAGUUGGGGGCCAACUUCUACCCUUCCCUGUCCUACUCAAGAGUCAAGACACUAUAGUUUGCAUGACUUUGACGACAUUGAUUACACUCAACAAGAAACUGUAGGUCUCAGUGACGAGUCAUCCGCUCAAUAA
This is a messenger RNA of Lactuca sativa (garden lettuce), 546 nucleotides long. RefSeq lists its product as uncharacterized. Lineage: Eukaryota; Viridiplantae; Streptophyta; Magnoliopsida; Asterales; Asteraceae. The record is from RefSeq and is a predicted model, not a curated record.